Messenger RNA from Plasmodium relictum, 570 nucleotides. RefSeq names its product Plasmodium exported protein, unknown function. The record is from RefSeq and is a predicted model, not a curated record. Lineage: Eukaryota; Apicomplexa; Aconoidasida; Haemosporida; Plasmodiidae. The transcript is spliced from 2 exons. The coding region runs from base 1 to 570 and encodes 189 amino acids.
AUGAAUAUGAUAACAAAUAUUAUCUUAAAUAUUACUAAAAAACCUAAGCAUUACUCCCAUAUAGAUGAUUCUUUUAUUGCUUCUGAUACUUCAUGUUUAAAAGUAUAUUCUACAAGAGAGAAGAUAAAUAAAUUUUUUUUUCCUAUUAAAUUUUUUUUAUUUAUUUUUUUAAUUUGGAUAUUACAAUGUUCCAAUAACUGUACUUGUAGACCCAUGGAUACAAAAUACAUCUUAAAAGAUAAGUUUGAUUUAAGAACUGCAAGAUUACUAGCUGAAGGUAGAAGGACAGAUGUAAUAAAAACAAACUUACCAAUUGAAAUAGAACAAAUGUGUUCAGAAAGAGAUACAGAAUUAUUACAAGAAAAUGUUAAAGAGAAAAUAACAGACAAUAAAUUAUUGUAUAGAAAUAUUUUAAGAAAAAUUUCUUUUUUUUCCGUUGUAAUUUUACCAAUAAUUUUUAUUGUAAUAGAAAUAUUUUUAGACUCAAACUUAAUGGGGUUAUUUAAAAAAGAUAUUAUUUUGGUUAGUUUGUAUCUUACGCUAUAUUCACUUUUUAUUAUUCGUUUAUGA